This is a messenger RNA of Syngnathoides biaculeatus (alligator pipefish), 1566 nucleotides long. RefSeq names its product mitochondrial ribosomal protein S21 (gene mrps21). The record is from RefSeq and is a predicted model, not a curated record. The transcript is spliced from 2 exons. The coding region runs from base 53 to 316 and encodes 87 amino acids. Gene Ontology annotation, biological process: translation. Lineage: Eukaryota; Metazoa; Chordata; Actinopteri; Syngnathiformes; Syngnathidae. Gene Ontology annotation, cellular component: ribosome. Gene Ontology annotation, molecular function: structural constituent of ribosome.
AAUACAUUUAUGUUUCUCGACGGUUAGCAUUUUGACUACCACGGUCAUCGUCAUGGCGAAACAUCUUCGCUUCGUUGCCCGGACAGUAAUGGUCCAAGACGGCAACGUGGAUGGAGCGUACAAAUAUCUCAACAGAAUCCUAACCCAAGACGGGAUCAUUGAGGCAGUGAAGCGCAAACGCUACUAUGAGAAGCCCUGCAGAGAGCGUCAGCGGAAGAACUAUGAGAACUGUAAGCGUAUCUAUGACACCGAAAUGGCUCGCAAAAUUGCCUUCAUCUCUAGGGCAAACAGGACGGAUCCUUGGCUUGGUUCUUAGUGAAGUGGCGAGUCAUAUGGGGAUGUUCACAGUGGAAUAGUUGAAAUGCAAGGUGGAGAAAAAGGAAACUCGGCCCAGUAUUAAUGUCACCAAAUGAAGACUAGAAAGAAUGGGCUACUUUUUUUCCACAAGGAAUAUUGUAGUCUAACGGUCUUUGUUUUGACACAAACCUUUGUAUGAAAAAUGUUGUGCUUGUUUUUGGAAAUUUGAUUUUUGCUCUUAAUGAACGCUGUCUAAGGAAUUAUCUAUUCAGAACUUUCGCUGAAGUAAAAAUCUAUCAAAGCUCAUAAAGGUGGUGUUGUUUUUAAAGGUUCCCCAAAAUGGUUUAAACUACUGUAAUUCUCGGCCUAUGGAGCGUGCCUGGUAUUAAGCCCCAGUACACAGAAAGAGUUUAAUGCUAGCACCGCGUCACUGCAUAGAAUGCAGCGUUGAAAGUGUGUGAAAAAAGUUGCAGCUUGUAGGUUGGAAAUACUGAUGGAUACCAGACUGUCAGAUAAGUCGAAUAAGGUUAUUAUUAACACACUGAUUGAAAUUUAUUGGUUUUAUCUAGCCUAGUCUUACAUCCAUGUUUUCCAUAACGCUUGUUCUCAUAUUUUGGGUGAGCUGGAGGCAUUUAUCAGGAUGACAUUUCAAGCAGUUUUAUCUCUUCACACUAAAACUGUGAGAAAGGUAUAAACUAAGGACAUUAUGACCUUACUGUGUUUUAAAAAAAAAACUGCAAAUGUCUGACGAGUCAUUCAUGUUAGAAGAAUAAUUUCAUGUCAAAUCUGUAAUAUUGUAAAAGGUUUCUUGCAAAAGCUCGAGUGCUUGAUCGCAACAAUUUUCACCAAUGUGCAUUGCAGGAGUCUAAGAGAAAUAGUUUUGUCAUUCAAAUGAUUACUAAGAGAAUUGCACAGUUAAAAGUAAGUGACAUAUGUAACAAUAUAAAAUAGGGAACCUGCUACAUUUAUGCCUUCGUUGUAGGUAUUGUAUUUUCACAGGACAAUAAUAGUAUUUUCAAGGUUAAAGACAGAUGAAAUCGUACGUCACUCAUGCAUACACCUGAAUAAACAAUGUAUUUUGAAUAAAAGUAAUCUAAUUUGACUAAUAUGUUACUGUAUGAGAAGCUGUAAUUGAGACUAAAUUCAUAACUCCACGCUCAAUCUGUUCCUGUUCCCAUCUGACUUUGCAAAUUGGAAGUCAUAUGUACAGUACUGCAAUGGUGUUAUAAUACAGACAGGGCAAAUACACCCAAUAAGGUUUUUGGGCAU